AUGCCGCUCUCCAACGUAUUCCGACGCUCCUUUCCAAACCCCUUCCACAACUCGUCUCGGAAAAAUCGUCAUGCGCACGCUCGUUCUGGCAGCACCGCCGGUUCGCCGUCCUCGAUCGUUGUCGUCCCUGUGGUCGAAGACAAAAGCAACAGUAACAGCGGCGGUAACACAGUCGACUUCAUCACACCACUACCUUCUACUCUUGGACGGUGCGACAGCCGCAAAUCAAUCAGUUUAAAGGGCAAGGGCAAGGGCGAGGAUAUUAGCAAGCUGAGGCGGAAAGGCAGCCAGGCAACACACAAGAGCGCCCAUAGUUCACUCUCUUCCUGCCAUCUAGAGAGACUCGACCCUGACGCCAUCCCUCGGCCUUCAUCACCCUCUUCCGAUCUGAUCUCACACCUCCAUAUCUCAAAGGCCCCUCUCUCUCUCUCACUUCAGGAACAGCAGCAGCAGCACAUGUCGGCCUUGUCCAGCCCCACAUCGACAUCCUUCUCACCCUCUCCAUUUUCGCCUCAUAUUAGCAUGCCCACAUCACCCUCUGCCCCAUCUACACCUUUGGUUACCAAUAGCCCUGCAAGAAUCCUUUCUGCCUCUCCCGAACCCCUCACGCCCACCCUCCCAACCAGCCCGACCAACCUCGCCACCUCAGGAACGCUCAGUUCCCGAUCUCGAUUCGGAUCCUUGUUCGCCACAAGCAAGACACGUCAUAACUCUGGGGAGCGUGUUCUUUCGGGCAAGGAUAAGAUCAACUCAGCACCGCUGAAGAAAAAGCGCAUGACCGCAGGGUCAUUACAGAUUCCUAUUGGCGCGUUCCUGUCCAGCACGUUCCGAAACAAGCAACAAGGGGCACAGCAACAGCCAUCACAACCAGAGUCAUUGCAACCAGUUCAGGAGCAGACCCAAGCCCAACAACAACAACUACUUCAACGCAAGAAGCGACGAGGCCUCCUCCCCAAGCUGCCCAAACUCGACACCCGCCCCAAGAUCAUUGUCUCCAAGUCUGAAUCUAAGAAGCAAAAGGAGGCGGCCAAGCAGGUCGGCACGGGGUACGGAGACAACGGCAGCAGCAGCACCCAGCAGGCCCCCCCUGAAAUUUCAACACAAGACUCAAAUGCUGCACUUGGACCUGAUUUGGAGUGGGUUGUUGUUCCUGGCUCGACAGAGACAGCGAAGCAAGGAGGCGGAGGCGGACGCAGGAAAUCAUCGAGCAGACUACUGUCGCCCUUCUACCUCUCUCGUCAAAUCCGUACUGGAGCCGGUUCCCACUCUUCCCAAAAUCUCGAUCCCAACGUCCGCCUCCCUCCACCGAUGAUGGGUUCCACAGGAGAGAAGAAUGAUUCUCUGGCAGCAACGAAGUCAAGUGGUUCCCAAGCACGCCAACAAUUUCUGGACUUCUACCCAGCUUUUGAGUUUGAGUGGCAUGCGGACAGUCAGGUCUUUUAUGAUGACCGAUGGGAUCGGGCCUCGGUCCGGACAGUCGAUACUGAGAUCAUGCUCCUCGCGGAUGACCCCAACUUCCCGGACUACCCUGAUCGGAACGACUAUUGGCAACAGCAUUGUCGUAUUCGGGAACGGCGAUGGAAACACCAAAUCCAGAAACAUCAGCAGCAACAAAUGACGGAUGCCCGAUCUGGACUGGUUGAAGGCGACUCGGGUUCGUUGUUGGAUGAGGAUGAUGAGGACGAUGAAGGAAGGAUUACCGACCAGUUGAACUCGCUUCCCGAGGGGACUGCCCGACGUGAUCGACAGAGCACGCCCCCCUCGAGCAGCCACCGUCAGAGUCGUGUUCGGUACACGACCUACAGCGCUUACAUUGCCGCGAUGCAGGUCAAGUCCAAGAACCGCACUGACCACAAGCGCUCGCUCGAUGUUGCGGCCAUGGCUUCCCCCACUGCUGGAAUUGAUACAGACAAGCUGAUGACCGAUGUCCGUGCCCUCCGUGAGCGAUCCAUGACCCAGCCUGCGAACAGGUUUGGAGAUGCUAUCAUGGGUAGUGAUACUAUGGUCGACCCUCGUCUUGGCCCCGCUGGACAGUCGUCUCUCUCUGAAGUCUACCACGGCCAACGUCGAUAUGCUCGCCAUCAUGAUGGUACCAACCUCGGCAGCAGUGACGACGAGAGCGAGGACCAAUACGAGGCCGAGGAUCGAGCCCACCCUAUGUCAUCCUUUGCCUCCCUCCAGCGACAGCGUCAACCCGACAGCGGUAUCCUCUUUGUCGCCGCCGCCGCGACCACCGCAGAGGUAUAUCCUACCCUUGUGCACGACCCCCGCGAUCAGCUGCUGAACAAGUCUGCCAGGUCGGCGACUACGACAUCCGGCAACAAGAUGAAGGACUUGACCUUCUCGUCCCAGCACGGCAAGAACGCAAGUACGACCCCCUAUUGGAUUGAGGACGGUUAUGAUGAGGGCAUGAUGGGUUGUCUUGUUGCAUCUUACUUUGACAAGAGAGUUUUGGAGGACCGCAUUGGUGGCAAGAGUGAUCUGGAGGGUGGCGAGGGUGACGACCAGAGCGCUGGCGACAAGAUGGCUGGGAACGGCUUCAGGGUGCUACAGUCUUCCUUCGGCGAUCAAGGGUCACUCGGCGCCCACAGCGGUCCUGAUCUGGACCCAAGUGGCCGUCGCCCGUCAGCGUCAGACGCCGUCGACAACAGCUACAGCAAUAGCAACCUAAACGACAAAAACAAUAACGACGAUAUCAACAACAACAAGAACAACUACGACAAUAAUAACAAUGACAACAGGAAUAGCAGCAAUAACAAGAAGGAUCUGUGUCUGAGUCGCCCAGGCCAGUAUGCGUCUCAUAAUCAUAUCAUGCCGUUAGAGAAGCUCUUGGAGGUUGAGGAGCAAGGGCGGCAACGGCGGAGACAGGCUCUGUUGGAGAAACAAGAAUUAGACAGACAGAAGAGGUUGAUGAUGGAGAUGGAGGAGCAACAACAGCAGUUACUUUUAAUAUACCCGGAUGGUGCGGCGCUCGACGCUACUAAGCCUAAUACUAUUAUCACGUCUACCACUACUGCUACUCCUUCCUUGCCAUCUUCCUCCUCUGCUUCUCUUGCUCAACCAUCAUCUUCCUCUCGGCCCCUUGAAGUUGCUGAUGGUAAUAGUAGCAGCGGUAGUGGCAACACCUUCCUUGCGGAUCUGUCGACCGCAACGUCUGUACCCGACACCGCUGCCUCCUCUCAGCAACCAACCGAUUUGGAGCCACAGGCACGACUACAAAGUUCAGGACACAUGCUUCUGGUGCUGGAUCAAGGUCGUUGCCAGUACUACGAGAACGGGACCAGGAAGCGAGGCCCAGAAUGGGAAGAGGGAGGACCAGAGGACGGCUUUGUUGGACAUGAUGCCACCGAUGUGAUUGAGGAGGAUGAGGAGGAGGUUGAUGAGAAGGAGCUGGCGUGGAUCAAGCAACAGCGUCUGCGACAAGAGUCGAGUCCGAGCCUCAAGCGAGCCCAGAAGGGUAAGGGCCCUGGUGGUGAUUCUGGUUCGAAUCGAGUGCAAACGUUUGAUGAGCCUGCAGCUGAAGGAGGAGGAGGAGGUGUAAGGGAGAGGGUGCCAAGUCAGGAGAUGGAUCCAUUGGGGUCGCUUACGGUUAUUGACUCACCUCUGUCACCUCGGUUUACGAACGUGUUUUCAGAGUCUCCGACUGCCAGUGCCAAUUCGUCACAGGUCUUUUCACCCCAGUCUUCGCGGCCAUCAACGCCCAGCUCCGUGAACGCACUUGCGCCACCUCCUCGUGCUCAGUCUACGGUGGUCACAUCUUUGACUUCCUCCCCAAGCACCAACCCGCUAGCUCGUCAAGCCAGCGCUCAUGGGUUGUCGACUCUGAGUCGCAUUCGAGCUAUCAAGUCGCGCGCUUCGCUAUCCUACUCUAUCCUUCCGACUUUGUCGACGUCUUCUUACGCGUCGUCUGCAUCGACUUCGACAACGACAUUACUCUCGCCUGCACCUUCGACACUCUUGAACAAUCCGCCACUGAAGCACCGCGGGUCUGGAAGCAUGACCCCUGGUAGUACACUCUAUUCAGGAGAUGUCACCACUCCUGCCACUCCUUCUCCUGUCGCUACACCCGCAACAGAAGCUGUGGAUAAUGGAGGAAAUGCUGACCUGUCGUCCUCAUCUUCUUCAGCGCUGCUCCCUGGUCGCAAGCUAUCCUGGUCCGAUGUUCCCAACCAACCACCAACAGCAAUAACAACAACCACGACCACGACCACCACGCCCUCAGCUAUCGCCUUCCUCCUGGACGCUCUCACCAAACCCCCACCCCCACCUGACAGCCCACAAGGAGACGGAACCGGUGCUCCAUCCAAGACUCUCAAAAACGACUCGGCCCAGAGACUGAAGCAGCAGUGGGACCAAAAGAUGCGUUCGCAGAGUGCCUUGUCCAUGUCCACUUCUGCCAGGUCCCGGUCGACGUUACUAUCUCCUCCUCCUCCGAUGACUAUCUCUGGAUCGAAGAUGUGGAUGCGUAAUCCUGUCCAUCUCCUUGCCCCACCACCACCACCACCACCUCCUCCCCCUCCUUCCUCAGGACAAGGAGACACUACUGCGGUAGACAAGAAGCAGCAGGACCAGAGGCAGCGUCGUCAAGGUGCUUUGAGCGAAGGGGACCUCGAAACAGAAGCUGACCAGGAGAUGGAAGACGAGCUCCGCCAGCUCCUGGACGACGCCACCCACGACAACGCCCAGUACCAGAUCAAGAAAGCUGCAGUUACCAGACGUCCAAGGAGGGCAAUGUCGAUGGUGGAGUUGUCGGCGUCGACGACAGCGUCGCAGUACAAGGCGGCCGUCUCGGCGACACGGCAGCGGUACAAGGCUGAGGCUUCGACGUCGACGUCGACGGUGGAUAUCUUGCAGUCUGAGGGAAUGUAUCAGUGGAAUGAGUUUUUUGAUGUUUGA
Linnemannia hyalina is the source of this 4896-nucleotide messenger RNA. Lineage: Eukaryota; Fungi; Mortierellomycota; Mortierellomycetes; Mortierellales; Mortierellaceae. The record is from the annotation of a GenBank genome assembly.